Molecule: messenger RNA, 3481 nt
Organism: Hypoxylon fragiforme
Lineage: Eukaryota; Fungi; Ascomycota; Sordariomycetes; Xylariales; Hypoxylaceae
Exons: 5
Coding region: 483-3326 (947 amino acids)
Source: RefSeq, a predicted model, not a curated record
GUUAAAACUAGUUACUAGGUACUUAGAUAAACUCUAUAAUAGUUAGUAGUUACAUCUAGUUAACUAGUAGCAAGCUAAGUAAUCAGACGUUUGCGCGUAUGCAAUUUUGCUACUCAGCCAAACAGCGAACAACUUGAACUUCCAGUCCUCCACCGUCCUCCGGUGUGUUCUCCCAUCUCGAACUACAGUCAUUCAACAAAACUUUCGCCUUUUUCUUCUUCUUUUUCUCUUAUCUACUUCCAAUUCAUUGACUCCACCAGAUGUCGGCAUUGGUUGUGGUACGAAGCGCGACAACGACAACCAUACAGGUUUUCCUCUCGGCUGGUUUUCUGCGUCGCUCUACUUUCUAACACUGAUUCGUACAAUUUUUCAACGCAAAUUCCUCUUCAACUCUUUCAAAUUGAACAAACCUUGAACGAGCUUCACAUAUCACUUCCACAUGCACCAUAAACUACUUUUCCAUAACGACAUUCGUGUUAAACAUGGCCGCGCUUACCGCCGCUCUGAUUGAGCUUGCAAACUCUCUAACUCCUGUUGAACUGCCUACCAAAUUGCGCUGCGCAGUAUGCAGCAAGUUAGCUGUGAACGCCUACAGGUUGCCUUGCUGUGAGACUGCAAUAUGCGAGAAGUGCCAAACUACCGUAUCCUCAAGUUGUCCAGUUUGCGAGCACACUCCCAUUUCAGCCCCCGACUGUACCGUCUACAAAUCUCUCAGAACUACCAUCCGAGUUUUUCUAAAGACGGAGGAGAAAAAGCGUGAAGCUGCCCGGCCAAAGACGAACGGGUCUACGCCGACGACUCCUGCCCAAGAUGCCCCUACCCCUAGCCACACCCAGGUGCCCACUGAGCAGCCUCCUACUGCAGAUCCUACACCAGCCUUGAAGGAUGAUCCAGAACCUCGAACAACGCCUCAAACUGCGGGCUCCACAGCGCCCCAUACCAUGGCUGAGUCCGAAGUGCCCUCGGCCGCUGAUUCCAAGCCAAUCUCUAUCAAUUCUCAGUCCAAGGACGAGAAUUUACCUACGAAUGAGCAGCCCAAUGAGCAGUCCAUUGGAGAGGAAGAGCCCAAGGCUGUUGUAUCAAGAGGACAAGAAAGCCAAGAUGACGCAACGGUGGAAGAAGUGGGAGAAAAUAUGGAAGUUGGCGAUAGCAAAGACCAGUUAGCACAGCCUGGUGUGGCCUCUAGUUUUGACUCGAUGGGUGGCGGCUUCAACAUGAACUUCGGUAACGGUGACAUGACCCAGAUGCAAAUGAUGAUGGCCAUGCAAAACGGCAUGAAUCCUGCCGCUUUCGGGACUUUUCCCAUGAUGGGAAUGAUGGAUCCCAUGGCAAUGCAGAGCAUGAUGAUGAACGGUGGCUUUGGUGCGCAGGGCAUAGGCAUGAACGGCAUGAACAUGAAUAUGGGCAUGAAUGGGUUCAAUGGUGGCAGCAAUGACUGGAACGGACAGCAAUCAUGGAACGUCGGCCAAGAUAAUUUCAAUCCAAAUGCUCCCGGAAUGGGAAAUGGUGACUUUGGCAGCUUUAACACUGGCUUCCGUACAGGUUUCAAUGCAGGUAAUUUUGGUCACCACAACCAAUUCAAUGAUUACCGUCGAGGCAACUACGGCUAUCGAGGUAGAGGCCGGGGCCGGGGCGUCUACGGAGGUCACGGUCGCGGAUAUCAUCAUGGAUAUAACAACGCCAACGCAGGUUGGAUUGGUCAGGGUCCUCAGUUCCCAAGUGGUAAAGAUGGCCAACCAGCAUUAGAUGGCCCCCAGGCAACGGGGCAGGAGGCCAGCAAUGUGGACGAGUUUGGUCGAGCGAUACGACCGGAGUCUAGUCAAGAGGUGCAGCGGGCUGGGGAGAAUGGGCACGCGGAUGCAGGUGACCGUGAUAGUACUACUGCCGAGGGAGCCAACAGACUCGUGCCGGAGAGCUCGGAACGGGGUUCCAAAGAGGAUGAGACGCAAUCUGUGCAGGCUGAACCUACGAAUUACAAGGGUGAUGUAUCUUCUAGAGAUCAACAUUCAGCACCUCAAGGCCCUUCCCGUGGAACUGCUGGUCCUAUGCAUCUUCAUAUUGCGGUUCCGGAUGUACCGUUGAAUGCGCCUACUGGUCCCAAAGCCAUGCGGCAAGGUCUACCUAACACUAGUCUUCGUCACCUUAGAGCACGUGGCUUAAUCACUGAUGAGAGAAGCCCAAGUUCACGUAUUGCUAAUACCCCGAAUGUAGCAAGUCCGACAGAGGAUAAACCAAAAUCCCGAAGUAGUUCUUUGCAUUCUUCCAAAGAGAAAGACCGCCGUCAUCGUGAACGUGACCGAGAACAUGACGAAGAAGAGAAGAGCAGGGGACGUGAUCGUGACAAGGAUCGUGACCACUCUAGGGCAUGCACGGUAUCUGGUAGCCGAACCCGGAGCCGUGGUAUCAGUCGCAGCCCUAGCCGUGAUCGUAAGGAGUCCCGCAGGCACAGGCGACGCCACACCCCAUCCAUUUCAGAUGACGAUCACGAUAACAGUCAUCGUCGACGCAAGCACAAGAGUAAGAGACAGUCGGCCAGGGAUGAAGAGGACCAUAAAAGUCGAGCAGGAGAUGGGAAAUAUGACGAGCGUUCCAGAUCCGCUUCCCCAGUAGAUCGCGAGCAUAGGCGUUCGGGUCAUAGGAGCCGCCGUGAUCGAGAUGAUAAACGUCGAGAGCGCGAUAAGGAGGCUGAUAGGGACAGCGAUCACGACCAUCACCGAAAGUCCAAUCAUCGGCCGCAUCGGGAUCGCGACCAAGACCGUGACAGGGACAGGGAGCGUGACAGGGAGCAAAAGAAAGACCGCGAGAGGAACCACACUCAUGAUCGAGACGAAGACCGACACUAUCGCAGCACCAGGAACUCCAGUACUCUGCCAACUCCAGUGGAACCCUCGGACAAGGUCUUUAACCCCCCCACUGGUCCUCGAGGCAGCUUCUCUAUCAAGGGGGCCAGCAGCAAAGUGGUUGUAUCUGGGAUAGAAACCAAAAGUGCUGGAAGCAAACCACUUACUUUAAACCGGCGCGAGAGCGAAGCAUCCCGACGUGCCUCGCAGUCAUCUGUUGCCGGACAGAAAUCUGGUCCUACCGGUCCUACAAAAGACCCGCAUACGCUAGAACGCGAAGCUCGAGACCGCGAACGACUCCUCAAAGAAGCGCAACGAAUGGCAGUCAUAGCAGGUCGUUCGACGGGUGUGAAGCGUAGCCGGGAAGGUGGUGACGAUCGCGGCGGUCGUCGAAAGAGCCGUCGCAGCGAAGCUGUCAACAUGGAGGACGAGGAAGAGCGCAUGAGUCGCUUAGAGGCGGAACGCGAAGGCCGUCGUUGGGAUUAGGACAAUCCAACGAGACUUAUGAUUUCUCUCUAUAUUAAGAGGCAUCAACCAUUACAAUGAUAGAUACAAGUCUCGGAAGUUUAUAUGCUUUGACGUCCUGCUAAUAGGUGUUCACGUUGGAAGAAUGAUGCUCUGAAUAGGCAACAGGCUUAGAU